Molecule: messenger RNA, 2004 nt
Organism: Akanthomyces muscarius
Lineage: Eukaryota; Fungi; Ascomycota; Sordariomycetes; Hypocreales; Cordycipitaceae
Exons: 3
Coding region: 1-2004 (667 amino acids)
Biological process (GO): tRNA methylation; tRNA wobble uridine modification
Cellular component (GO): cytosol
Molecular function (GO): flavin adenine dinucleotide binding
Source: RefSeq, a predicted model, not a curated record
AUGCAUGCGAUUCUGCGACAAAGAGCGCGCGGGAGACGCAUUAUAUCGACGAUAAGCCGGCGAAGGCAUUUAGCGACAGCCUCCGAGGGCGCUAGGACCUUCGACGUGGUUGUCAUAGGCGGCGGCCAUGCCGGCGCUGAAGCCUGCACAGCGGCAGCGCGGGCUGGGGCUCGGACGGCGCUCAUCACGCCAAAGAUAGAAAAUCUCGGCACUUGCUCCUGCAACCCCAGCUUCGGAGGCAUUGGCAAGGGAACCAUACUCCGCGAGAUCGAUGCGCUCGACGGUGUCGCUGGGCGCAUAAUCGAUAAGGCUGGCGUCCAGUUCCACGUACUGAAUCGAAGCAAAGGACCGGCAGUUUGGGGUCCACGAGCGCAAAUCGACCGAAAGCUCUACCAGAAGCACAUGCGCGAAGAGCUUCAAUCAUAUCCGAACCUGUCCAUAAUACUCGAUUCCGUAUCCGACAUUGUCCUGUCGACGGAAGAAACCGAAUCCGGUACAGCACAUCCCGCCAUAUCUGGCGUCCGACUCGACUCUGGCGACAUCAUUCCCACAAAACGAGUGAUCAUAACCACUGGGACUUUUCUAGGCGGGGAGAUUCACAUCGGACUGCAAACAUAUCCAGCAGGUCGGCUAGGCGAAGCGGCAACGUUUGGCCUGAGUAAAUCGCUGCGAGAUGCUGGCUUCCAGCUUGGUCGCCUGAAGACGGGAACGCCCCCUCGAUUGGACAGAUCAAGCAUCAACUUCGAUGUCAUGGAGACGCAGUAUGGCGAUGACUCACCAAACCCCUUCAGCUAUCUGAACAGCAGCGUUGCAGUCCAGGAGCAGCUCACCUGCAGUAUGACCUAUACGAACCAUGCAACGCAUGACGUGAUACGGGAUAAUUUGGAUAAAACAAUACAUAUCCGCGAAUCUGUCAAAGGUCCUCGAUACUGCCCUUCUUUGGAGUCCAAAGUUAUCCGGUUCGCCGACAAGGAACGACACAUUGUUUGGCUUGAGCCUGAAGGCUUUGACGACCCUGUCAUCUACCCGAACGGCUUAUCCAUGACCAUUCCUCCCGAAGGACAAGAGCAAGCACUAAAAACCAUUGUCGGCCUCGAGCAAGUCAAAAUGCUACAACCAGGGUAUGGUGUGGAGUACGAUUACAUCGAUCCUCGUGGACUAAAGUCUACACUGGAAACCAAGGCAAUCGGCGGUCUGUACCUCGCUGGUCAAAUCAAUGGCACCACCGGCUACGAAGAGGCAGCUGGUCAAGGUAUCCUCGCGGGAAUCAAUGCUGGACGAGCGGCGGUUGGUCUUUCAGGAGUGUCACUGUCCAGAUCUGACGGAUACAUUGGCAUCAUGGUGGAUGACCUAGUCACCAAGGGAGUGACCGAACCUUAUCGCAUGUUCACCUCCCGCAGCGAGUUCCGCAUGGCGGCACGAGCUGACAAUGCCGAUUUACGACUUACUGAAAAGGGCCGUGAAUGGGGCGUCGUUGCCGACCGUCGCUGGCAGGCCUUUUCUGACGAAAAAGAUCAGAUCGACAAGCUGACCAAGAGCCUCGAUGCUGUAUCUCUCUCGACAGAGCAGUGGAGGAAGCAUGGUUUCCAAACCAAGCGGGAUUCGCGCCGACGCAGUGGAAUCGAUGUGGUGCGCCUGUCUAAUGCAAAUACUCGUGCAAAUAUGGAACAUCUCAACUCACUGAUUCCUGGCAUCAUGGACUUUUCGCCGCGAAUCCGAGAUCGCGUUGUCUUGGAGGCAACAUAUGCACCUUACAUCAGAAUGCAUGAGGCUGCCAUUGGAAAGUUCAAAAACGACGAGGGUGUCCAGCUGCCUCUGGAUCUGGACUACGACGCUGUUCCUGGUCUCGCACUUUCAGAGCGAGAGGUCCUCAAAAUAACUCGCCCCGAGACUCUAGCCCAAGCUCGCCGCGUAGAAGGCGUAACACCAUCUGGCAGUUUGCGCUUGCUUGCAUAUGUUCGGCGUCGCUCCGACUCCAAGCCGAUGGCUGCUGAAAGUACAUAG